Molecule: messenger RNA, 822 nt
Organism: Trichoderma atroviride IMI 206040
Lineage: Eukaryota; Fungi; Ascomycota; Sordariomycetes; Hypocreales; Hypocreaceae
Biological process (GO): coenzyme A biosynthetic process
Molecular function (GO): ATP binding; dephospho-CoA kinase activity
Source: RefSeq, a predicted model, not a curated record
AUGCUCAUCAUCGGAUUAACUGGGUCCAUCGCGACCGGCAAGUCCACGGUAUCAUCGCUGCUCUCAUCAGCGCCUCACUCACUGCCUGUUGUCGACGCAGAUGUGCUGGCCCGAGAAGUUGUCGAGCCCGGCACCAGGGGCUAUCGUGCCAUUGUCAAGCACUUUGGCCCCAUGGCACCCGAUCUGCUUUUCCCAGCAUCAGACACCAUGCCGGAGAAUGGACCUGACGGCAAGGGCCGGCCACUGAACCGGGCUGUCCUGGGACGACUUGUUUUUGGCGACGAGCCCCAGAUGCAGAAGAACAGGGCGGUGCUCUCAAGCAUUGUGCACCCGGCUGUGCGACUGGGCAUGGUCAAGAUGGUAACGGCCUGCUACUUGAAGGGACACUGGGCGGUGGUGCUCGAUGUCCCGCUGCUGUUUGAAAGCAAGCUGGACAAGUUUUGCGGAGUGACAAUGGUGGUUGCCGUUACAGAGCCAGAGACCCAGCUCAGGAGACUCAUGGACAGAAACCCGGAUCUGAGUAGAGAAGACGCAGAGAACAGGGUCAAGAGCCAGAUGGACGUUCGGCUAAAGGCAGAGAGGUGCUUAUCCGCAGGACCAGGCAAAGGAGUGGCACUCUGGAACGACGGAUCAAAGGAAGAACUGAAGACGCAGCUGGAUGAGGAGUUGCGCAAGCUCAAGGCAGCAAAUCCGGAGUGGUGGUCGUGGCUGAUGCUGGGAUGCCCGCCGUUGGCAGUGGCGCUGGCAUCAUGGAGGUUUUGGCAGAACAUACAAGCUGAGAAGAGAUGGAGAGAGGCGCAGGAAAAGGAGCGUAGCGAUUGA